Molecule: messenger RNA, 3956 nt
Organism: Diospyros lotus (date-plum)
Lineage: Eukaryota; Viridiplantae; Streptophyta; Magnoliopsida; Ericales; Ebenaceae
Product: isoleucine--tRNA ligase, cytoplasmic
Exons: 27
Coding region: 199-3753 (1184 amino acids)
Biological process (GO): isoleucyl-tRNA aminoacylation
Molecular function (GO): tRNA binding; isoleucine-tRNA ligase activity; aminoacyl-tRNA deacylase activity
Source: RefSeq, a predicted model, not a curated record
GUUAUGGCAAUAGUGAUUCCUUUGGUGAGGGAAAAUUCCAAGCGUAAUCUUUAUUCAAUCUCAGCUGCCUUCUUCUCUUCUUCGUGUACUAGGGUUUCUUCUGAUGCUGUCCUCCUCCUAAACCCUAGCCCCCACUGUCUCUCUCUCUCUCUCAAUUCGUUGAUUUAACAGGAUACAGAACGAUCAUCGGAGGGAGUGAUGGAUGAUGUGUGUGAAGGGAAGGACUUCUCAUUCCCGAAGCAGGAAGAGAAGGUGCUGCAAUGGUGGAGCGAAAUCAAGGCGUUCGAGACGCAGCUUGAGCGGACCAAGCACCUGCCCGAGUAUAUCUUCUACGACGGGCCCCCGUUCGCAACGGGACUGCCGCACUACGGCCACAUUCUGGCGGGGACAAUAAAGGACAUCGUGACUCGCUACCAGACCAUGCGUGGCCACCACGUCACGCGCCGCUUCGGUUGGGACUGCCACGGCCUCCCCAUCGAGUUCGAGAUUGACACCAAGCUCGGCAUCAAGACCCGUGACGAUGUGCUCAGGAUGGGCAUUGACCAUUAUAACGAGGAGUGCCGCAGCAUCGUUACCAGGUACGUCAACGAGUGGGAGAAGAUCAUCACCAGGACUGGACGCUGGAUCGAUUUCAAGAACGAUUACAAGACCAUGGACUUAAGUUUCAUGGAGAGUGUGUGGUGGGUUUUUGCUCAGCUCUUUGAAAAAGGCCUCGUCUAUCGAGGUUUCAAGGUUAUGCCAUACAGCACCGGUUGCAAGACUCCACUGUCCAACUUUGAAGCCAAUUCCAACUACAAGGAAGUUCCUGACCCUGAAAUCAUGGUAACUUUCCCCAUAGUUGAUGAUCCAGAUGGUACAGCCUUUGUGGCAUGGACAACGACACCUUGGACACUACCUAGCAAUCUCGCUCUUUGUGUGAAUGCUGAUAUUGUCUAUGUCAAGGUCAAGAACAAGUUGAAUGGGAAAAUUUAUGUGGUUGCUGAGUCUCGACUAUCAGAGCUUCCUGUUGAGAAACCAAAAAAGAGCAUGCCUAAUGGUUCCAUGAAUGACACUGAAAAUUCAAAGUCUAAGACCAAAGGAUCCACUGGAGGGAAAAAUAAGAAUGCAGUGGAUACUUGUGAGGUUUUGGAAAAAUUUUCAGGGGCUUCACUGGUGGGAACGAAGUACGUGCCAUUGUUUGACUACUUCAUAGAGUUCUCAGAUGUGGCAUUUAAAGUUGUUGCAGACAAUUAUGUGACUUCUGAUAGUGGGACUGGAGUUGUUCAUAUGGCUCCUGCAUUCGGUGAAGAUGAUUAUCGUGUUUGCAUUGAAAAUCAAAUAAUUAGCAAGGGGGAGAACCUAAUUGUGGCAGUUGAUGAUGAUGGCUGCUUUACCAGGAAAAUUACUGACUUCAGUGGCCGCUAUAUUAAGGAUGCAGACAAGGAUAUUGUUCUGGCAGUGAAGGACAAAGGCAGGCUUGUAAAAACUGGAAGUUUUACACAUCCUUAUCCAUUUUGUUGGAGAUCAGAGACACCACUUAUAUACAGAGCAGUCCCGAGCUGGUUUGUGGCAGUGGAGAAGUUGAAAGAUCAAUUGCUAGAAAACAACAAACAGACGUACUGGGUGCCUCAUUUUGUGAAGGAAAAACGCUUCCACAAUUGGCUUGAAAAUGCCAGAGAUUGGGCAGUUAGUCGAAGUAGAUUUUGGGGUACCCCCCUUCCUGUAUGGAUUAGUGAUGACAGUGAAGAAGUGAUAAUAAUGGACUCUAUUGCUAAACUUGAAAAGCUUUCUGGUGUUAAGGUCACCGAUUUGCAUCGCCACAAGAUUGAUCACAUCACAAUUCCAUCAAGUCGCGGCCCAGAUUUUGGAGUUCUUAGACGUGUUGAAGAUGUGUUUGAUUGUUGGUUUGAGAGUGGGUCGAUGCCUUAUGCUUACAUCCACUAUCCAUUUGAGAACACUGAACUAUUUGAGAACAACUUCCCGGGGCAUUUUGUGGCUGAGGGUUUGGAUCAAACUCGUGGCUGGUUCUAUACUCUCAUGGUCUUGUCAACUGCACUCUUUGGGAAACCUGCAUUUAGAAAUCUCAUUUGCAAUGGGCUUGUGCUGGCAGAGGAUGGGAAAAAGAUGAGUAAAAGACUAAAGAACUACCCUUCACCUAUGGAAGUCAUUAAUGAUUAUGGGGCUGAUGCUUUACGUUUAUACAUUAUCAACUCACCGGUUGUGCGUGCUGAGCCCUUACGUUUCAAAAAGGAUGGAGUGUAUGGAGUUGUCAAAGAUGUAUUUCUACCAUGGUACAAUGCAUACAGGUUUCUUGUUCAGAAUGCAAAGAGAUUGGAGGUUGAGGGGCUUGCACAAUUUAUUCCUAUUGAACAAUUCACUCUUCAUAAAUCAUCUAAUGUUCUUGACCAAUGGAUCAACUCAGCUACUCAGAGUCUGGUGCACUUUGUCCAACAAGAAAUGGAUGGAUAUCGUCUCUAUACAGUUGUUCCUUAUCUCUUAAAAUAUCUUGAUAACCUCACUAAUAUAUAUGUGCGGUUCAACCGUAAGAGACUCAAAGGCCGGACAGGAGAAGAAGACUGCCGGAUUGCACUUUCAACUCUCUAUCAUGUGCUUCUAACCUCUUGUAAAGCAAUGGCCCCUUUAACGCCCUUCUUCACCGAAGUGCUCUACCAAAAUAUGCGUAAAGUUUCCAGUGGGUCAGAAGAAAGCAUUCAUUAUUGCAGUUUUCCUCAGGAAGAGGGGAAGGGAGGGGAACGUAUUGAACAAAGUGUCAAUAGAAUGAUGACGAUCAUCGAUCUUGCCCGAAAUAUUCGGGAGCGUCACAACAAACCUCUGAAAAAUCCACUUAAGGAGAUGGUUGUAGUUCAUCCUGAUGCAGAGUUUCUUGAUGAUAUAGCCGGAAAACUGAAAGAGUAUGUGUUAGAGGAACUCAACAUAAAAUCCAUUGUUCCAUGCAAUGAUACUUUGAAAUAUGCUUCCUUACGUGCAGAGCCAGAUUUCAGUGUAUUGGGUAAACGUCUUGGAAAAUCAAUGGGUGUUGUUGCCAAGGAAGUUAAAGCAAUGUCACAGGAAGAUAUUUUAGCUUUUGAGAAAAGUGGAGAAGUUACAAUUUCGACACACAGUUUGAAGCUGGCUGAUAUUAAGAUCAUCAGGGGUUUCAAGCGGCCUGAUAAUAUGACAGAGGAGGAAAUUGAUGCUGCAGGAGAUGGUGAUGUCUUGGUUAUAUUGGAUUUGCGUCCGGAUGAGUCAUUGUUUGAAGCAGGGGUUGCCAGGGAGGUUGUUAAUAGAAUUCAGAAGUUAAGGAAGAAAGCUGCCCUUGAACCUACUGACAUGGUGGAGGUUUACUUCAAAUCAUUAGAUAAAGACAAGUCAAUAUCGCAUCAGAUUUUGAACUCACAGGAACAAUAUAUCAGGGAUGCGCUUGGUUCCUGUUUACUUCCUUCUACCAUGAUUCCCCCACAUGCAGUGGUUCUUGCUGAGGAAAGCUUCCAUGGCAUUUCUAAUUUGGCAUUUGUCAUCACUUUGGCAAGACCGGCCUUAGUAUUUAACUCAGAUGCUAUUCUUGCGUCAUACAAAGGAAACACAAAGUUUGCGCAUGGUUUGGAGACCUACUUGCUGUCAAGGGAUCAUCAUAAGCUGAAACUAGAAUUCCAACUUGGAAAUGGAAAGAUUACUGUUGAUUGCAUUGAAAAUCAGCCUGCAGUCAACAUAGUAUCGGGAGAACAUGUAUUCUUGUCUGUUGGAGACUACUUCUUGGGCACAAGAAAGCCCUGAUUUCACUUCCAUCCUAUUGUUUUGCAUUUGUCCCAAACAUGAUUUUGUGUUUUCCCCAAUAGAAAAGCACAGAAGAACAAGAACAAAUGAAAGAGAAGAUAGCCCGCCAGUGUAAUGUUAUUGUUACCUUCAUCUUGUAUAUUAUCCCCAAAUUGAUGAGUAAAAGUAAUAUUUUUGUGGAAAGGAAGAUUUUCUUUGGCAUC